Molecule: messenger RNA, 772 nt
Organism: Ruditapes philippinarum (Manila clam)
Lineage: Eukaryota; Metazoa; Mollusca; Bivalvia; Venerida; Veneridae
Product: eukaryotic translation elongation factor 1 epsilon-1-like
Exons: 6
Coding region: 159-683 (174 amino acids)
Biological process (GO): positive regulation of DNA damage response, signal transduction by p53 class mediator
Cellular component (GO): nucleus; aminoacyl-tRNA synthetase multienzyme complex; cytoplasm
Source: RefSeq, a predicted model, not a curated record
UUUAAGAAGACAGUAUUUUAUCCGAUCUUUGAUUGCAUAGAAUAUUAUAUUCUCCAUAUAUUAAUAAGUUUCGAUGCUAGUUUUAGUGAUUUAAAUCACAAGGAUUGUCUUUGGAAAAUUAAAGUACACCAAAAUAAUUUUAACAUGUUGUAGUGAAAAUGGCCGACACUGGUGACAACAUACACGCGAUAGCAUCAUAUUUAGGCGUAAAGUGUGGAAAAAUAACAUACGAUGGACCAGAAAGAAUCCCUGUGAUGAAAGGCAAAACGGGUACCAGGAGAGGAUUUGUUUCUAUUGUUAAACAUCUUACAAGAGCAGCAGAGAAGAAGCUGCUUAUUGGUGAAGAAGCAGCAGAGAAAGCUGUAGUUGAUCAAUGGCUGGAAUAUAAAGUUUGUCAUUUAGACAGAUGCCCUUCUGAUAAGGAUAAAUUUAUCAUGUUAAUGGAUUUGGACCACUAUUUGAAAGAUAAAGUGUAUUUUUUACAUCACAGAUUAAGCCUGAUAGAUCUAGCAUUGUUUUAUACUCUCCAACCAACCUUUGCUGAUCUGACAUUUUAUGACAAACAGAAAUUGAUGCAUUUAUCAAGAUGGUAUAAUAAUGUACAACAGUCACCAACUAUACGACAGUCAUUCCCAGCAGUAACAUUUUCAAAAGUACCCCUAUAUUCAGGAUCAGCUCACUGACCAAAAAGAUGUUGUCUUGACUAAUUGACAUUUACUUUUGUAAUGCAACUACCUUGAUUAAAAUCUUGAAGGUUUAAACAAUCAGAAUA